UGGCCGGAGCUGCGGCCCGGGAGCAGGGCCAUGGAGAAGCUGCGGCGGGUCCUGAACGGCCAGGAUGACGAGGAGCAGGGCCUGACCUCGCAGGUCCUGGAUGCCUCGUCCCUUAGUUUCAACACCAGAUUGAAGUGGUUUGCCAUAUGCUUUGUGUGUGGCAUUUUCUGUUCUAUCCUUGGAACUGGAUUGUUGUGGCUUCCUGGUGGUAUAAAGCUUUUUGCAGUGUUUUAUACCCUUGGAAAUCUUGCGGCAUUAGCCAGUACAUGCUUUCUAAUGGGACCCAUGAAGCAACUGAAAAAGAUGUUUGAAACAACAAGAUUGUUUGCAACAAUUAUUAUGCUUCUGUGUUUCGUGUUUACCCUGUGUGCUGCUCUUUGGUGGCAUAAGAAGGGACUGGCCGUAUCAUUCUGCAUAUUGCAGUUUUUGUCAAUGACCUGGUAUAGUCUGUCGUACAUCCUGUAUGCAAGGGAUGCGGUCAUUAAAUGCUGUUCUUCUGUCCUAAGCUGAAAAUCAGAAACUCGUGGAAAAGAACAUUUGAAUGCUGAUACUCUUAUGUUGGGUGAAGUCUACUUUUCCUGAUAUAAUAAUCACCCCAAAAC
This is a messenger RNA of Cynocephalus volans (Philippine flying lemur), 602 nucleotides long. RefSeq names its product vesicle transport protein SFT2A-like. The record is from RefSeq and is a predicted model, not a curated record. NCBI's taxonomy places the organism in Eukaryota, Metazoa, Chordata, Mammalia, Dermoptera, Cynocephalidae. The coding region runs from base 31 to 510 and encodes 159 amino acids. Gene Ontology annotation, cellular component: membrane. The transcript has a single exon. Gene Ontology annotation, biological process: vesicle-mediated transport.